Messenger RNA from Entrophospora candida, 264 nucleotides. NCBI's taxonomy places the organism in Eukaryota, Fungi, Glomeromycota, Glomeromycetes, Entrophosporales, Entrophosporaceae. The record is from the annotation of a GenBank genome assembly.
AUGAUGUGUAAAAAUAAAAAUACUGGUCUUUAUGCAGUUGAAAAUUGUAAAGAAAAUGAAAAAGGUCCUGAAUAUGUUACUUUUAGAAAUAUAACUGAUAAAGCAUUCAAUAAGUUAAUGAAUGAAUUAUCUGGUGAAUAUUCUUUGGAUGACAUUAAAAUUAAUAUUACAGAAAAUGGAAUUCUUUUAUCUGAAGAAGAUUUUAGCUUACUGGUUCAAAAAAUUGAAAAUUUGGAAGCAAAGAAAUUGAAAAUAUAUGAAUAA